Molecule: messenger RNA, 1224 nt
Organism: Aspergillus pseudonomiae
Lineage: Eukaryota; Fungi; Ascomycota; Eurotiomycetes; Eurotiales; Aspergillaceae
Gene: ppe1
Product: putative ribosomal protein/carboxylic ester hydrolase (Ppe1)
Exons: 4
Coding region: 1-1224 (407 amino acids)
Biological process (GO): protein demethylation
Molecular function (GO): protein methylesterase activity
Source: RefSeq, a predicted model, not a curated record
AUGAGUGAACUGCAGAAAUCCUUCGCCAAAGCAAAACUGGCCAAGCUUCCUCCUGAGGCCCCACCAUUCUCCAUGCAUCCAUUCCGCGAUGAAGAGGAUUCCGAGUCCGCCUCAUCAACGGGGACCGUGGUUCCCUCCCCUAGUCGGCAGCUGUUUGCUAGGUCGCGAGGAUCCAAUUCCACCGAAACUUUAAAUUGGACCGACUUCUUCACUGAAGAGCUGUUUUUCGUUCAAGAGACAGAUUCCGCGCGCAUAAGACACCAUGUAUACCUGACUCCACCCACAAACUCGGGCCCGCUCUUCGUCAUGCACCAUGGCGCCGGUUCCUCAGGGCUCUCAUUUGCAGCCUGCGCAGAGGAGAUUCGCAAGAUCCUCCCCAAUGCAGGGAUCCUCUCUAUCGAUGCGCGAGACCACGGCCAGACGUCUACAUCCACGGAGACGGGAGAAGGAAAGGUCGAGUUGGACUUGAGCUUGGGGACUCUCAAUCGGGAUUUGGUUUUCGUUGUCCGUGAGACGCAGUCGAAGAUGGGCUGGGCGAGUCUACCGGACAUUAUCCUUGUAGGACAUAGUCUGGGUGGUGCAGUUAUCACAGAUGUGGCGAAGAAAGGAGAAUUGGGUGCGAAGGUAUUAGCUUAUGCGGUUUUGGAUGUUGUCGAAGGCUCGGCAAUGGACGCUCUACAAAGCAUGGAAAAGUAUCUUUCUACACGGCCCACACGGUUUCCCUCCCUUGCCUCAGGGAUUGAAUGGCACACCCGCUCCCGCACAAUUCGCAACAGAACCUCAGCUCGAGUCUCCGUGCCUUCCCUCCUCUACGAGGAAACAACGCCCACCGACCCCUCAAAACCAUGGGUAUGGCGCACUAACCUCGCCGAAACGAAGCCCUUUUGGGAAAAUUGGUUCAUCGGUCUGAGCAAGAAAUUCCUUGAGGCUCGUGGCGGAAAAUUACUUCUUCUCGCCGGAACAGAUCGUCUAGAUAAAGAGUUGAUGAUUGGACAAAUGCAGGGGAAGUAUCAGCUGCAGGUAUUUCCCGAAGCAGGGCACUUCGUACAGGAAGAUCAGCCGGUCAAGACGGCUCAGGUGCUAGUAGACUUUUACAAGAGAAAUGACAGGAGUGCUUUGGUACUGCCACCUAAGGUAGCAGAUAUGCAAGCCUCCGCGGCUAUGAAACAGGGAGCCGGAGCUGUUCCACCUUUUGGGAGGGGGCAGGGUUCUCACAAACCAUAG